AGUGGCGGCCGGAAGCGGGGCGCUGGGCGCCGCCAUGGCGACGGCGGCUGUGGAGAGCGCCCUGCGGGAGGCCCUGGGGGGGCCCGCACCCGGGGCGGCGGCGCUGGGAGCGCUGCGGGACGCGCUGGCGGCGGCGGGGGGGGGCGAGGCCGCCCUGGGGCCGCGCGAGCGGGAGCGGCUCGGGGCCGUGCUGCGCUGCCUGGCGGCCGCCGCGCUGACGGGACCCGAGGAGCCGGCGGGGCCCUGGCGGGGCUGCUUCGAGGAGGCGCCGCCCGGGCUCGCGCUCAGCGCCCUGCUCGCGGCCCUCAGCGAGCCCCGGGGGGCGGCCCCACGGGCCGGCGCCGGGCUGCGGGCGCUGCUGGAGGAGCUGGAGAGCCUGGUGCGGGGCCGGCUCCCGGCCGUGCUGGGCGAGCUGUGCCGGCAGCGGGGCGAGGCGGAGCCGGGGGCCGGCCUGCUGGGAGCCGUCGUGGCGCUGCCCGAGCGCCUCAGCAACGCGCUGCAGGGCGGGCACCACCCCAGCGUCUUCCUCCCGCAGAAUUACUUCCCGCUGCUGGCCGCUGCCAUCGUCGAGGCGCUGCACGAGGUCGCCGCUGCCCUGAGAGGUGGCUCGGAUUGCUCAAUAUCUGCUCUUUCUCAUGUUCUGGGGAAGGUCUGCAUUCGUGGGAGACAAAAAGAAAUUCUGAGUGUUUUGGUGCCCCGCCUCGCGGAGCUCACCAAGUCGGACUGCAUCUGGCAAAGGAUUUCUUGGCACCUGGUUGAGUGUGUGCCAGACCGCUGCAUGGAGGCCGUAACUCCAGGGCUUCCUAACGUUUUGCUGUUGACUUGUCUUGCCAGGGCAGAUGUCUUGUCUAGGCUGCUGGGGAACCUGGUUGUGAAAAACAAGCACGCUCAGUUUGUUGUGACGCAGAAGUUCCUCCUCUUGCAGUACGGCUACACGACUGCAGUGCUACAGAAUCUCCUUGGCUACCUGUCCCUGGACAGCCUUCGGCGUGCCUUAUUGAUCAAAGUGCUGCAAGAACUCUUGGAGACGUGGAGCAGUAGCAGUGCUGUGAAACACUCCCCACCUGAGCAGCAGGAAUAUAUUAGCAAGGCCAUCCUCAUCUGCCUCUCGCAUCUGAAGGAUUCUGAAAUAGAGAGCUGCCGACAAGAGCUUCUUACAAGCAUGAUGGAGGGCGUGAAAUGUCACUUGGAGAGCAGCCUGCCACAGAUCCGGCGCCUGGGAAUGAUUGUGGCAGAGAGCAUUAGUUCAAAAAUAAACACCGAUGGGCCUGUCCUGAAGUUUCAGUACGAAGAAGAUGAUGAAUCAAGAGAACUGAAGUCCCUUCUGGUGCAGGCUCCGUCGUUCUGUGUCCCAAGUGUCCCAGACGACAGUAGGAAGGAGAAAGCAGAUGCUGCACUGCCAUCAGCAUCGGAAAGUAACGCAAAAUCCCAUACAGCGGCAGCCCAUGUGGUGUCAGAUGAGGAGUCGGAUACUGAGCUUGACAGUGAUGAUGAUCUUACUCCUUAUGACAUGUCAGAGGACAAAGAACUAAAGACUAAGGCUCCAGUGUAUAUUCGAGACUGUAUUGAAGUCCUGACAGGAUCUGAAGACGUGGACAAAUGGGAAGCUACAGUCAAGGCUCUUGAGAGCUUGGUUCGGAAGAAUCCAGCAGCAACAAGAGAGGUUAGUGUGGAGUUGGCAAAAAUACUACUGCAUCUGGAGGAGAAGACCUGCAUUGAAGGCUUUGCAGAGCUCCGUCAGAGGGCCCAAGUAGCUGUUCUAACCGUGGAUCCAAUACCUGUAGCACAGUACUUGACCUCCCAGUUCUACUCCCUGAACUACAGUCUGCGUCAGCGCAUGGAUAUUCUUGAUGUAUUGGUUUUGGCAGCUCGGGAACUGUCCUGUCCCAAAGUGCAUGGGAAGACCAAGCAUGUCGAGAAGCCUUGUGUCCAGCUCCUUCCUGCAAGUGACAGCUCUAAGGACUGGAGAAGAAUUGUCGAUGAGAGGAUCAAAAGCAAGACUAGGAGGUUUGCUAAGGGCCCAUCUCAAGUGCAAGUGGCUUCUGGCCCAAAUGAAUUCAAUUCUGUUGCUGGGCACUUCUUUUUUCCAUUGCUCCAGAACUUUGACAGGCCUUUAUCAACUUUUGAUCUCCUGGGGGAAGAUCACUUUGUCCUUGGAAGACUGGUCCACACAUUAGCAGUCCUGCUGUACCUGGCUGUCAACACUAUGGCAGUUACUGCGAUGGGAAAGGCACUGAUGGAGUUUGUUUGGGCUCUGCGUUUCCACACUGACUCGUAUGUGCGUCAGGGUCUUUUAUCCUGUAUAUCUUCUAUGCUGGUCAGUGUCCCUGCGGAGUAUCUUCUGAACAACAUGACAGAAGAGCUUUUGGAGACUCAGUCCUGGCUGGGAGAUGUGGUAGAAAAAGAUCCAGAUGGGGACUGCAGGAGGCUGGCCUUGCAGAACUUGCUACUAAUGGAGAACCUGAAAAAGAAACUCAACAAAAUUGUCCCUUCCUAGCUGAAGGGUAACAGAAAUGACUUUACCUCGUACUCUUGCCAGCUGGAUGUAUGUAGGCACUGCUGGGGCCUCUUCAAUGGUCACCUGGCUGGAGAAGAGGAAGAAGGGGGAAGGGUGCAGAGCUGUACGCCAGCGAACCUGACUUGACAUCUGGACUUUGUAGUGGAGGCCAAUUUAGUGAGCUACUGCUAUCCGGUACGGAGUGUACAGAUGCAGGAAGGUAGGCUAGCACUGCCAUCCUCUCCACACCUCCCCCAGCCCCCACCCCCAGCUAUUUAUAACCUUGGCAAGUUUGAGUCCUCUGCUAAAAAUACAGGGAAGAGCUCAUAGCUGACUUCUUGUCAGAAAAACAGGGCUGGAAACAGCCACUUACCUCCCAGGGCUGUGACAUACCUAUAAAAAAAAAAACAAACUCCCAUGUCUUCUGGCAGCAUUUGGUGGAAUAGUUAAAGGUCUGCUGUUUGAAGCACAGGGUAGUGUGGUGGCAGCAAUGACACUGCAGCAGCUGAGCUAUAAGCGUGGAAUAGCUGCAGUGAAGUUUGAAAAAAUGUGCCAAAUGUUAAAAGUUUGAGUUAGAGCUGUACUGGAGUUACAAAGCCAGAAUUCUUUUGCUGUAAUAUUAGUACAGAAAGAAGGUGGUACUAAAGUGUAACUAAGGCCCAGAUUUUGAUCUCAAAAGGUCUAGUCUGCAUGGCCCUAUAUUUUUAAUAAAGCUUUGGAGUGGGGAAGUCUCCCUCUCUUCUGCAGUAUGGGAGUAGUUUGACUUUUGACCAAGCUCCUAGCCAAGCAGGCCAGAGAUUCUGCCUUCUAAGGAAAGAUAAAUAUGUUAGCACCUCAGCAGACCAAAGCUGUACUUGAAAAUUGUCAGCUCAGGAAUUCUUACCUCCGCUCUUUUCUGGACUUGAACAAGACUGAAGUUACAAUACACAUCUCUCUCUCUCUUUUUUUCCCUUCAAAUUUAUUAAAAUACUAAAACUAGAUUAAGAACAGGGUCUAUAUACCCAGCUCUUUGUAUGUAGUGUUUGAAAUGAUACAUAAUUUCAGUAAUGUUGCUUGUACAGUCAAGCAGAAAAAAAUAAAUUUCUUGGUAAUAACCAAAAA
This is a messenger RNA of Anas platyrhynchos (mallard), 3598 nucleotides long. Lineage: Eukaryota; Metazoa; Chordata; Aves; Anseriformes; Anatidae. The record is from RefSeq and is a predicted model, not a curated record.